AUCUCACUCUCCCUAUAUAACAGCAUUAGAUUGGCUCGUUUUGAUCCAACUUGAAACACAACUGACAAAUCAUCUCUGGUAUUAGAACACAAUCAUGGUCUACUACGCAUACAUAAAGCAGAGCACAACCGACUUCAGUUUUCGAUACCUGGCUACCUUCUGCAGCCGCGCCGCUGCCGAUGAGUGGUGGCGUGUAUUGUCUACUUCCACCAAAUACGGGAACACUGUGAAGCGUAUCGACCCCCAGUUAUUCACUCAUGACGAGAACACAGCCAACGCUGCCGACUCCACCGGGCCAGGUGGCGUUGCUGCCGACUUCAUGAACAAAGUGAUGUUCUCAUGGCUGUACAACAAAGACAAUCGCGUCUGGAGCGUCAUGCCCACGUCAGAUUUCACGGAUCACGUUAGCGGGAACUCGUUUUUCAUCCGCUCCAAAGCCUGUCCUGACGAGUACUGGUACUGUCCCUUAGGGCAAGACAGUCACUCGGUCUAUACGUCGCGUACAGAGCGCACCCGCUUCUUCGUCCACAUUAUAAACGGCACUCCAGGGACCAUCAUGAUUGGCUCUGACCGCAUCGCUAUCACGUUGACUACCGUCGACCUAUCGGUUAGAUCCGACCCAGACAGUGGUGCAUUGUUCGUUUCAAAGACCUCUGAGCAAGGGUUGACGUUCAGUGACCUUCUCCACGGAUUCCUUGCGGGGACUACCUUGCAUAGGGACGGUAAGAGCUUGGAUAGGAAGGAGAUCUUCAAGGUGCAUGCUGGGGAAGAGUGGGAACUGGUUUGAACUGGUAUCAUUUGACAUCGGUAGAGGGCUUGCGUACCAUACGAAGUUGGCUUGUACUGUUAUGAUGUGACACCGAAUCAAUUUUGUGAAUGCCUGCUCGUGUA
Suillus clintonianus is the source of this 891-nucleotide messenger RNA. RefSeq lists its product as uncharacterized. NCBI's taxonomy places the organism in Eukaryota, Fungi, Basidiomycota, Agaricomycetes, Boletales, Suillaceae. Bases 95 to 787 code for a protein of 230 amino acids. The transcript has 3 exons. The record is from RefSeq and is a predicted model, not a curated record.